UAAUCGUUCUUUUGGAGAAAAAGGGUCGACGGUUAAGCUUCGGAACAUGUUUUUUCUUCUAUUGGAACAGCCAAAUACUGCGUCUUUUCUCGUUGUCUUUGUUGUUUUGCAAAUGUUUGAGCUUACAUACUUAUGGAAGUUGUUUAUUUUCGCAGAUCUCUGAAGAAAUUAAAGAGCUUUGUUCUUUCUUACCGUCCCUCUACAGCUAGUGGGAAAUACUUGAACCAAGUUUACUUUUCUAAACUUCAGGAGCUGUUAUNUCAUAGCUAUUUGUCUUGUGCAGCUAAUUCGACAUUCCUAAACGCCCAUAAAUGUCAUUCCGGAGUAUUGCUCGCGACAUAAGGGAUAGUUUCGGGAGCUUAUCACGAAGGAGUUUCGACGUGAGGCUCGUGGGCCACCACAGGGGGAAAUCACAAGGCUCCUUUCACGACUUGAAUGAUGAUCAGCCUUUUGUAGUUCAGAAUAGCCAAUGGGCCAAUCUCCCACCUGAGCUGCUUUAUGAUGUGAUUAGGAGAUUGGAGGAGAGUGAGAGCACUUGGCCUGCUCGAAAACACGUGGUGGCGUGUGCUGCAGUCUGCCGCUCAUGGAGGAUCAUGUGCAUGGAGAUUGUUAAGUGUCCCGAAUUGUGUGGGAAGCUUACUUUUCCUGUAUCUUUGAAACAGCCGGGGUCUCGUGAUGGGACUAUUCAAUGCUUCAUAAAGAGAGACAAAUCGAAUUUGACGUAUCAUCUGUUUUUGUGUCUUAGUCCAGCUUUGUUCGUCGAGAAUGGGAAGUUUCUUCUCUCCGCAAAAAGAACUCGUCGGACCACUUGUACCGAAUACGUUAUCUCAAUGGAUGCCGAUAACAUUUCCAGAUCAAGCAGCACUUACAUCGGCAAAUUAAGAUCGAAUUUCCUCGGCACCAAGUUCGUAAUCUACGACACGCAGCCCCCUCACGCACGGUGCCAAGCGGCCCCGCCGCCGCCACCCGGGCACUCAAGCCGCCGCUUCUCCAAGAAAGUUUCUCCCAAAGUCCCGACUGGCGGCAGCUACAGCAUCGCUCACAUCGCGUAUGAGCUUAACGUGCUGGGCACGCGGGGACCACGCCGAAUGCACUGCGUAAUGCACUCAAUCCCGGCCUCGUCACUCGAGCCAGGCGGCACAGUCCCCGGCCAGCCAGAGCUCCUCCUCCCGAGGCCUCUCGACGAAUCUUUCCGCAGCCUCUCUUUCUCCAAGUCUCUCGACCGAUCGACCGAGUUCAGCAGUGCUCGUUUUUUUUCGGAUACGGGCCUUGUGGGCGUGGGCCCAGAUGAUGAUGACGGACCCAAGUCGUUGUCCUUGUUGCCUUUGGUGCUCAAGAACAAGUCGCCUAGGUGGCACGAGCAGUUGCAGUGCUGGUGUUUGAAUUUUCGUGGGCGGGUGACGGUGGCUUCCGUGAAGAAUUUCCAGCUCAUUGCUGCCGGUGGGCCGCCGCCAGCUGGCGGCGGUGGGGCGGUGGUGGGGGGCUCACAGCAGCAGUCGGAUCAUGAUAAGAUUAUUCUGCAGUUUGGUAAGGUGGGAAAGGAUAUGUUCACGAUGGAUUAUAGGUACCCGUUGUCGGCUUUUCAGGCGUUUGCGAUAUGCCUGAGUAGCUUUGAUACCAAACUGGCUUGUGAAUAGUNUUG
Striga asiatica is the source of this 1642-nucleotide messenger RNA. The record is from the annotation of a GenBank genome assembly. Lineage: Eukaryota; Viridiplantae; Streptophyta; Magnoliopsida; Lamiales; Orobanchaceae.